Notodromas monacha is the source of this 1095-nucleotide messenger RNA. NCBI's taxonomy places the organism in Eukaryota, Metazoa, Arthropoda, Ostracoda, Podocopida, Cyprididae. The record is from the annotation of a GenBank genome assembly.
AUGAAUGAGGCGUACACCGGAAUUUGUAUUUUCAAUGAUCGUUUUCGAGUGUCGUGUUGUAAAUUGCAUUUGAAAUUGGUGUCCUAUGAUCUUGCGACAGGAAAGUGGUUGUUAUGGACGAGCCCGAAUCGCGUCGAACUCGGCGGCCUUUACCGUUUGUCACCAGUUCGCGAGCUCAAAGCCGUCUAUUAUCCCAAAGGGUUCGUUUCUUCGUUUCUUUCGGUUUCCACGAUUCUCGCGAUUCCCGAGUCAGAAAGGAGUUCCGACGAUGCAAGUUUGCUUCACGCGUUUCCAGAAAUUGUAAAAUCUCUGGAAGCCAAAAAGCGCAAAACGAAAGAACAAGAAGAGCGCCUUGAAGAGAAGCUGGAUUCUCAGGAAGAGAUUGAUCGAGUGAGCGACCUCUAUGUGAAAGCGCUGAAAAAGUCCAAGUAUGCUGUUGUUUACACCGGCGCAGGCGUCAGCACAGCUGCCAACAUUCCGGAUUAUCGAGGACCCGAAGGCAUAUGGACCAAACUCAAAGACGGAAGAGGUCUUGGUGAAGACAACCGGAAACGCAACCCUCCUGCAGGCCUCUCUGGGGCUUUGUGGGAGGGUGCGACGCACUUUCCUCGCGGCUUUCCGCCGAAACCACUCGGCCAUUUGCGAAGUGGAUUCAGCCGUUGGCCCGUCGUGAAUCGUCCAGACAUCACUCGGAUGAACGGGACUGGGUUCUUUCGUCUCGAACCUGGAUCUGGUUUCGGACACCAGGUUCAAGGAAUUCGGACUCAGAGCCCGAGACGUUCUCACAGAUUCCACCCGCAGUCGGUCUUGCUCCUGGGCAUGUUGGUAUCUCACCUGGAACGCAAUUUAGAAAUCGACAGGAGAAACGAGGGACUCCCCGGGAAACACGAAAUUGCCGCCCACGGAAGUCCGCAAUUGCAACGGCUCUGGACUCAGUCGAGGAGACGCCGACUCGUAGCCGUCCAAGGCGGCGUUCGGCGGCGGCGGCACCGUCGUCGGAAACGGCACCAAACGAUUGUUUCCUUUCCGUCGCAUUUCCGCCACUUUGCCGGGCUUCGGCGAACCACAGGGACCUGGGAAACCAGAACGGAUAUG